ACAAAUGAAAAAUGUCUAGAAAAGCAGUAUCCAUUACAUAAAGCUUGCCGAGACGGCGACCAGGAAACUCUGUCUUCUUUGUUAUUGUUGAAUCAACAUGAUUUGUAUGAAGAAGACGGCUUUUAUGGAUGGACUCCAGCACAUUGGGCUGGUUAUUUUGGAAAGCUAUCCUGUUUAAUGAAACUGACAGAACAUGGUUUAAAUUGUGACUGUGCUACAGUGAGAUUUAAUCAGGCUCCAUUACAUGUGGCUGCCCUAGGUGGGAAUAGUCAUUGUUUAAAAUGGCUGUUACAUUGUGGUGCUUCUCUCAACAGACAGGAUUAUUUAGGUGAUACUCCCUUACAUAAAGCAGCUAGAGCUGGUAGUAUGGAGUGUAUAAGUUUGUUGGUAGCACAAAAUGCUGCUCUAGAUAUAAGAAACUAUAAUGGUCAGACAGCUAGUGAAGUGGCAGCCAACUCCUCUCAUAAUCAUUGUUCAGAAUAUCUACAAAAAGCAUUAGAGCUUCAUCAGAAU
This is a messenger RNA of Lottia gigantea (owl limpet), 513 nucleotides long. RefSeq lists its product as hypothetical. The record is from RefSeq and is a predicted model, not a curated record. Gene Ontology annotation, molecular function: protein binding. Lineage: Eukaryota; Metazoa; Mollusca; Gastropoda; Lottiidae. The annotation marks the transcript as partial. The transcript is spliced from 4 exons.